Sphaeroforma arctica JP610 is the source of this 2444-nucleotide messenger RNA. RefSeq lists its product as hypothetical. Gene Ontology annotation, molecular function: long-chain fatty acid-CoA ligase activity. Gene Ontology annotation, biological process: fatty acid metabolic process. The transcript is spliced from 8 exons. Gene Ontology annotation, cellular component: endoplasmic reticulum; membrane. NCBI's taxonomy places the organism in Eukaryota, Ichthyosporea, Ichthyophonida. Bases 98 to 2152 code for a protein of 684 amino acids. The record is from RefSeq and is a predicted model, not a curated record.
AUUUAUUUAAGAAUAUUUACACGAUAUAAACAGUAAAACCACGCACGGUAGUACCGUAUCUUUGUACUGUUCACACUGAUUCUACAACAAGUCAACCAUGGGAAACUUUCUAUCAUCAGAAGCCCCUGCCGGCGAGGCGUCCGGAUACCUAUACCCCGACCCAAGCGACCCGAAAUUGAAGGCGCAGAGUGUGAUAGCACCGGGUGGUAACUGGGGUGCAGAUGCUCACCGCUGUCCCAAAUAUGUUGAUGGCAAAGCCGAAUGGACUGACCUUAUCACAUCCGGCACACCCGGUCGCGAGACCUGCUACGCGAACUUCCAAGCGACGGCCAAAGAACAGGGGGACAAGCCAUGGCUGGGCACUCGUAAGGUGCUUUCUGACGGAAAGCCCGGACCUUACGAGUUCAUCACAUACGGCGAAGGCGCUAAGCUGGCCGAGCAGAUCGGAAGUGGUCUAAUGAAGUUGGGUGUUGCGCCUAAGAGCCCUUUUGGAGUAUAUUCCAAGAAUCGUACCGAGUGGCUACUUGCUGAACAAGGAGCUAACUGCUACAGCAUCCCCACCGUAGCCAUCUACGACACCCUGGGCGCAGAUUCAGUGCACUACGUAAUGGAGCACUCUGAGAUGGUUGGCGCUUUCUUCGAGAGCAAGCAACUGUCAGUUGUAUUGGGAGCCAUCAAGAAGGGCUUGCCAAACUUCAAGGUUGCAAUUAGUUUCGAUGAGGUCACCGAAGAGGAUAAGGAAGACUACAAGGAUGUCGGCGUUGAUCUCUACCCGAUCACCGAGUUAUAUGCCUUGGGCAAGGAUAAUAUCGUUCCUCACCAGCCUCCCGGCCCGGAUGAUUUGCACAUUCUUAUGUACACAUCCGGUACCACAGGCGCUCCUAAGGGUGUCAUGAUCACUCACCGCAGUAUAGUGUCACUGCUUGUGGGGCUUGCUAACGUUAUGGCUUUGACUAGUAAUGAUGUCCACUUCUCCUUCUUGCCGCUGGCCCAUAUUUUCGAGCGUUUGACUCAGACAUACUGUGUGCGAUGGGCCUGCUCAGUCGGAUUCUUCCGUGGUGUCAUCCCCGAGCUUAUGGCGGACGUGCAGGCUCUGCGACCCACCUACUUUGUUGCCGUACCUCGUGUGCUAACACGCAUCUAUGACAAGAUCAUCCAGGGUGUUAAGGCCGCUGGAGGAGUCAAGGAGAUUCUCUUCAACAAGGCAUUUGCUGCCAGAGAUGCCGCUCUAAAGAACGGAGAAGACACACCUAUCUACAAUGCGCUUAUCUUUAACAAGCUGAAGAUGGCGCUCGGAGGUCGUGUUCGUUUCAUUCUUACCGGAUCUGCACCCCUGGACCCCACAGUGCACAACUUUUUGCGCGUGUGCGUGUGUCCCGUCAUUUUGCAAGGGUAUGGACUAACAGAGACCUGUGCUGGUGCUGCCAUCUCCUUGACAACAGAUGUUGAGCUCGGCCAUGUAGGUCCCCCUCUGAAUGUGUUCGAGACGAAGCUCGUGAGUAUCCCCGAUAUGAACUAUCUCACUACUGACGAGCAGCCUCGUGGUGAGGUGUGCAUCCGUGGAGCAGGUAUCUUCCAGGGCUACUUCAAGAUGCCCGAGAAGACCAAGGAAGACAUUGACGAGGAGGGUUGGUUCCACACCGGUGAUGUUGGUCGCUGGAACGAUUCUGGAAGUCUGUCAAUCAUCGACCGUAAGAAGUCCAUUUUCAAGCUGGCACAAGGUGAGUAUCUGGCUGCCGAGUAUCUCGAGCAGCAGUACGGCAAGUGUGAGCACGCCGGACAGGUGUUUGUGUAUGGCGAUCCCUUCCGUACCUACCCUCUGGCAGUGAUUGUUCCUGAGGAGGAGGUGGUUAUGCUAUGGGCGAAGGCAAACAAGGUCAGUGGAAGCUUCAAGGAGAUUUGUAAAACGCCAGAGCUAAAGGCUCUACUGAAGGCGGAGGUUGUCGAUGUGCACAAGACAUACAAGCUCAAGGGAUACGAACUGGUCAAGGACUUCAUCGUCGAGUCCGAGGUUUUUACUGUGGAUAACGAGUUGCUUACUCCCACGUUCAAAUUGAAGCGUCCUAACGCUACCAAGAAAUACCAAGCGGCACUCACUGAGAUGUACGACAAGGUCGAUGCCGAACUUGCCGCCCGCCAAGCCAAGAAAUGAGCGAGCCUGAUAUACCACAAACAACAUGUACUACAAACAAAGCUAUAGGUCAAAUGGUCUGGGAGAGGUCUGAUUCGUCGAAAUCACAAUUGGGAAGUAACCGGAUGAAAAGUCAGUGAGUGCAAAAUUUGCGAAAUUUGGAGCCGUUGAUGCUUCUUAUGGCAAUGAAAACGCUGUGCGAAACUCAUGAUCGCUUGGAAUGAAACCCUUCGAAUGCUGUCCCAACUCCCUUCAGCAAGAACGAUACAGCAUUGCUGCAUGUUCUAAUAAUAAAGAGUCCAUAGUACCAUUC